AGGUGUUCAUGGUUCUAUGUGCUGAUUGAGUUAGCCCUGAGGCUUGUCUCGACUCAGGGCUAUUGAAAAACUUCUGCUACUGCUAUGUGAACUCAAUAUGGUCCCUUAAGAAGUCUGUUCAAGCUGAAGAUCACAAGGUGGUGUUACAAAGAAAAUCUGUUUAGUGAAGGUUCUGGAAAUGGAGUGGGGAGGUGAAUAUUCUCUUGAUUCUUCCAACUUAGAUUGUUUGUUAAACAUUCUUCCUGGGGACUGGGAGUUUCAACAGAUCCUCAGUGACAUCGAUGAGAAAAUAAAGAAAAACUCUGCUAGUGUGGAACAAUGCCUUAAAGAGCUACAGUCAGAAGUAAAUGAGACUUGUACCGAUGAGCUGUUACAAAACACAACUGACUGCCUUCACUGGCUGAAUAACUGCAGUUUCAGUUCCCUCAAACCUUCUUCUACACCUCAUGGAGAGUUGAUCGAAUUUCUUAAAACUCUGCAAAGCUUGCUGAGGAAUGAACAAAAUCAAGAAGAAAUGAUACUACACUUUCUUCUGGAUCUCUCCAGUCAGUGUGGGGUCUCAUUUCCAUGUACUCCAAGUGGGACGUCUUUUGAGUUAACAUCCAGAGCUUCCCUUCAUGCCAUUGAGGAUGAUUCAUCUAUGAAUAUCAAGUCUGUUUGGGAUGAUGUGAGAUUACACCUUCGACGUUUCUUAGUAAAUAGACUUCAGAGUCCUCAUGAAACAAAUACUGCUACUUUAAAACAGCAAAUGCAGUUUAAAACUCAAUGCAUACAACACCUUUUGUUUCUAUAUCCAGAAUCAGAAGUUCUAACCAAGUACCAAAACAUGCAGAAUAAAUUGGUUUCUGAACUUCUUCAGCACUGUGUUCUAUCUAGCUGUGGUGAAACAAACUUUGAUAAGGUGGUUCAUGGUUACAAAAGUUCAGUACCUACACUAUGCACAAUGAUAAAAGAGGAUUUGUAUAUACUAAGUGGUACUAUAGAUCCAUCCUCAACGCUGAUGUUUAUUAAUGAAACUUAUCUGGAUACCAUCACAGAAGAAAUAACAGUUCUUCUUGAAAGACUUUGUGAACUGCAGUUCAAAGAAAAUGCUCUACAUAUAAUUAAGACAAGCAAGAUUUCAAAGAAGCAUAGAGGAACAGUUCAUGCUUUGGCUACCCAAGAAUGCCUCAGAAAAGGAAGGAACUUCUGCUUAACUUUGUAUCAACUCAAAUGUCUUUCUCAGCUUAUAAAACUCUUUUUGUUUAUGGAAGAAAGAGUUGAAGAACUCUCUGCAGAAAUUCUGUUGUUGCCCUGUUUCACUGAGAAGAACAAAAAUGUUCAAGGAGUUCUGAAGAAAGCUAGUGGGGAGCUUUUAAUAGGGGAAACUAGAGCAAAUGAAACCAGUGUGCUUCCUGAACAGUUACUUCAGGUAAAAGAGACUACUUUAUUGGAUUUUAGUUGGAGGAAUGCAUUUAAAGACCUGUCUUCUUCUGUGGCGCACUGUAUAACAAUAGCAAUUGAAGAUUUUUCAACUAAAAUUCUUCAGCUUGAGCAGAAAGAACAGGCUUCAGCUGCAGUCUAUACAAUGAGCCUAGUAAACAUCCAGCAAAUGAAAGAGUCCUGGGAAACAGUCCACGAGGCGGAACAACCAAAACGAAUAGCAAAGUUUUGUUCUGACAUCAUGGAAGAACUUGACACAGUGCUUCCACUGGCUCUGGCAUGCAGAGAUGAUUCUCUUCAGGAAAUUAGAGCAAACUUUGUGGAGGCGUGCUGCAAAGUAGCAACAGCUGUCCUGGAAAGGUUGGAGGAGAGAAGCAAAGAAGUGCCCUCCAAGGCUCCACUGCAAAACUUGUAUGCUGUUCUCUCCACAGCAGUACAUGUCUUUCAGCAUUUUAUGAUGUAUGAUAAUUUAAUGAGAGAGACCAGCAAGAAGCCCCUGUUCCUAGUGCCUGUCCAGGGAUAUCAGGAAUUCAUCAAUGUUCUCCAGUUUCAAGUUACCAACUACUGCGUCAGAGUUUGUGCUACAAGUAUUUUACAGGAUGCUGAGAGCCACCACUGGGAUGACUACAAAGCUUUUUAUGAGGGGGAAAGAUGCUCAUUCUCUGUCCAGAUGUGGCAUUAUUUCUGCUGUGCUCUCCAUCAUGAUCUGUGGACUAUCCUACCCCCCAAGUUAGCCCAGGAGAUUCUAGAAGAAGUGCUGGAGAAAUCUUUGGCUGUGCUAGCCUGCAGAUAUUCUCAGGCCCAUCCCAGUUACAAGAGAACUCCACAGAUAAGAAUUGAUAUCACAGCGAUUUUAGUAUCUACUGAAAAUAUGCUGUGGUCAGCUUGCUGCUCAGUGCAGGAACUUUUGAAUCCACAUAAAGACAAAGACGCCAAGAUCUAUAAAAUACACAACCACUGCAACAAUCUGCUCUCUGCACUUGCCAUUUUAACUGCACCUUUGAAGAAUCUGUAUGAGACAUUUCAGAAUGGUUUUGGUGAGCUACUUCCAUCAGAUUUCUCCAAACCUAAUAUCAGUCACCCAUUACACUGGCUAUCUUGCAUAACACCAUUUUGUCCUCCUUUACUUAUGACUCCAUCAACCGGAGAAAUGGCAGCCCAGGGUCAACUGAAACUGCUCUUAUCCCAACCGUAUUGUAAUUGGAACUUGCUUUUGGAAACACUGCUACAUCAGGAUUGUCUCUUAGUGAAAAUUUUAUUGAAAAGUUCAAAAAUUGAAGUAUCAGAAUGUGAUGAACAAAGUUCCUGCAUAAAACAGAUAAAUAACAAAGAGCCUACUUUGACUGAAGCAAUCUUUACAGUAUUAUCCUAUUGCACUUUAUCACCCAAAUCACUCGGUAGAGUUCUUGAGAGCUACAUGAAAAAAGAGCAACUAUGGGAUUGCUUAUACAAUAUAUCAGUUUCUAGUUGUGGUGAAUCAGAGCCAGAGGUUAUCAGAUGUUUGAAGGUGACUUUGAUUAAUUCAGUCAAGGGUAUAGUGAAGCAAAUAAUUUCUUUGAUGCAUUCGUGGGAGGCAACAGAGAACUAUGGAACCUAUCAACACAAGCAAAUAGUUCCUGAAAGUUUGCUGAAGACAGUUCCAAAGGAAUGGAAUUAUACACCUAGAGAAAUGAAGAGAAAAGAAUCUGGGAAAUGCUUCACAAGGCUUGCAGCUCAGGCUGUAUCUAUUGUAAUCAGCAAGUUACCUACAGUGAUUGCAUGUUUGCCUCCCCCAAUUAAAUACUUCUUUUUUCUGUCUGAGAGGAAAAUGUCAAAAAACUUUGUUGAAUCGAAGAAAGCUGGUCUGCUUGUCUGGAACUUGAUUGUAAUUAUAUGUCGGAUAUUUGAGGAUGGAAACACCGCAGAACUUUUAACAGGUGCAACGCUUGACAGAUGGAGCAAAGAGAAACUCAGUUUAGUUCGUGUGUGUUUGGAAAGUAUUGUGGGAAAACAGAAAAGUAGUCCUAAACAAGUAACACAGAAGGUUAUACAGAGUAUAGAACAACAAAGACCAAACUGGAUUGAAAGCCAGUUGCUGAAAGCAAGAAAAUUGAGCACUGACUGUGCCUUUAUUUCAGUAGAAGAAGGUGCAGGGUUAGAGAAGGGAGGUAUUGCAUUUGAAUUGACUGAGCAGAAAAUAAACAUGAUGGUCCUGGAUAUCUGCCACAAACCAGGUGGCAGCGAGUACCUGAGGCAAAUUUAUCACAUCAUCCGGCUCAAUGAGGAAUAUUUGAAAGAGCUGCUGUCUUGUGGGAAUUCUUCUGAAGAGAAUGUAAUGCCCAUUGAACAUUCACAUUUGACAUUGAGGAGCGCAGAAGAGCAGCCUGUUUUCAACCCUUUCCGGGUGCACCGCCAAUAUUGUGCAAAUGUGUUUGAUCAGUCAGCCAUUACUGAAUGGAACUGGGAUUGGUCAAUCUUGCUGCCAACUUAUCUGGGACUGAAUCAGAUGACCUUCAGGGCACUGCUGGCACACAGAUGGGAGAUGAAAGAAGAUGGAGCUCUGGAAGAGGAAGAAAAAGCUAUGGUGGAACACCUAAAAAAAGUUUAUUUCAUACAGACCCCUCUUGCCUCAGAAGAUAAAGAAGAACUGUCACCUUGA
Molecule: messenger RNA, 4060 nt
Organism: Emys orbicularis (European pond turtle)
Lineage: Eukaryota; Metazoa; Chordata; Testudines; Emydidae
Product: KIAA0825 ortholog
Exons: 21
Coding region: 179-4060 (1293 amino acids)
Source: RefSeq, a predicted model, not a curated record